Molecule: messenger RNA, 534 nt
Organism: Gossypium arboreum
Lineage: Eukaryota; Viridiplantae; Streptophyta; Magnoliopsida; Malvales; Malvaceae
Product: agamous-like MADS-box protein AGL61
Exons: 2
Coding region: 1-534 (177 amino acids)
Biological process (GO): regulation of transcription by RNA polymerase II
Molecular function (GO): RNA polymerase II cis-regulatory region sequence-specific DNA binding; DNA-binding transcription factor activity, RNA polymerase II-specific; protein dimerization activity
Source: RefSeq, a predicted model, not a curated record
AUGAGAGAGGAAAAUUUUGAAGAGAAAGAGAUGGUGAAGAAAUGGGAAGGAAGGGAAUUUGAAAAGACUGAUGAAAACGGGCAGAGGGGAUCUUCUCCUGCGAACAGAUAUAACAAUGGCAUCUCUAAAUCAAACCGUAAAAACAACACCACCACUAAGGCAACGAGGGUCGCCGAAGAUUCCGAUAAAGAAACUCGAAAACUAAAGCACCGCCAAGUGACUUUCUCCAAGCGCCCGACCGGUUUGUUCAAGAAAGCGAUCGAGCUUUGCAUUUUAUGCGGUUGCAACAUCGGCAUCAUCGUGUUCUCUCCCAAAGGAAAACCGUUUUGCUUUGGUCACCCCGAUAUCGACACGAUAUUGGAGAGUUACCUUAGCAAAAACCCUAACCAUGAUGAUGGUUUGAUGAUGUCUGGUGACGACAUUGCUCCAUGUCUCGAAGAGUUCAACGAGGAGAUCCGAGAGACAUUGGAGAAACUUGAGGAAGAAAAAAGAGAAGCAAAGAGAUCCAAAAGGAAAAGGAAGAGAGAAAAAUGA